UCUCUCUUACACACACUCUCUCUCCCUCGUUUUCACAAACUCCCUCACUUUCUCUUACUCACGUACGCUCCCUCCCUUCCUCCUACCCACCCUCUCUCCUCCCUACCUCCCUCUCUCCCUCCCUCCCUCCCCCUCCUACCCACCCUCUAUCCUCCCUACCUCCCUCUCUCCCUCCCUCUCUCCCUCCCUCCCCCUCCUACUCACCCUCUCUCCUCUCUACCUCCCUCCCUCCGUCUCUCUUCUGACAGAUAUAUCGUCAUUGUGCGGGCAGGCGGAAGGAGCUGGGUUGAACUUGAGAACGGCUCACGAGAGGAGACGGAGGACAGGACAUGAUGCUGCUGCAGUAACCGACAUCGUUGUUAAAACAUCGCAGCAACCAGCGUAGCAACCAGAGUGUCAAGAAUGGAGCUGAUGAUAGUUAUCCUCCUGCUAACUCUAGCCCAGUCUGCAGAGAGUGGGGGAAAACCAGCUAAGAAAGUCAAGAAGGGAAAGCAAGUCAUAUGUCCUUCACAGCUGUCUGCAGAGGAGAUUGCUCAGGUACCAGCCAACUCCACCAGCAACAUCCUCAACAGACUGAUGGUGACAUAUGACUCUCGCAUACGACCCAACUUUAAAGGUGUUCCGGUGGAAGACAAGAUUAAUAUGUUCAUCAACAGUUUUGGCUCCAUCCAGGAAACCAACAUGGACUACCGUGUGAACAUCUUCCUGCGUCAGCGGUGGAACGACCCGAGGCUGAAGCUCCCGGCAGACUUCAAAGGAGAAGCGCUGACGGUGGACCCCAAGAUAUUCCAGUGUCUAUGGAAACCAGACCUGUUCUUCGCCAACGAGAAACAUGCCAACUUCCAUGACGUCACGCAAGACAACAUCCUGUUAUUUAUCUUCAGGAAUGGAGACAUUCUCAUCAGCAUGAGGUUGUCAGUGACCCUGUCCUGCCCUCUGGACCUCACUCUGUUCCCCAUGGACACACAGCUCUGCAAGAUGCAACUGGAGAGCUUUGGCUACACCACCAGUGAUCUGGUCUUCAUGUGGAUGACAGACCCAGUCCAGAUGGAUGAAAUCGCUCUUCCUCAGUUUGACAUUAAACAGCAAGAGAUACAGUACGGAAACUGCACCAAAUUCUAUCAAGGAACAGGUUACUACACCUGUGUGGAGGUGAUCUUUACAUUAAGGAGACAGGUGGGCUUCUAUAUGAUGGGAGUCUACGCCCCCACCCUUCUCAUCGUGGUUCUCUCCUGGCUGUCCUUCUGGAUCAACCCUGACGCCAGCGCUGCCAGGGUUCCUCUGGGUAUCCUGUCUGUCCUGUCCCUGUCCAGUGAGUCCAUGUCUCUGGCGUCAGCGCUUCCUAAAGUCUCCUAUGUGAAGGCGAUAGACAUCUGGCUCAUUGCAUGUCUGCUGUUCGGCUUCGCUUCACUGGUGGAGUACGCAGUGGUGCAGGUCAUGUUAAACAGUCCUAGGCGUAUAGAGGAGGAGAAGUCUAAGAUGGCGUCUAAAGAGAAGGCUCUGAGAGAGAAAGAGGGGAAGAAGACUCCUUCUAAAACUAACACUGUCAAUGGGACCGGAGGAACGCCCAUUCAUCAUGUUAGCACUCUGCAGGUGGUGGAGACCCGCUGUAAGAAGGUGUGUACAUCUAAGUCAGACCUCCGCUCUAAUGACUUCAGCAUCGUGGGAUCUCUCCCCAGAGACUUUGAGCUUUCUAACUUUGACUGCUAUGGCAAGCCCAUUGAAGUUACCGGGGCAACCGGCAAAUCACAGGCCAAGAACAACAAGAAAGCCCCGCCCCCUAAACCUGUCAUCCCCGCUGCAGCCAAACGCAUCGACCUGUACGCACGUGCUCUGUUCCCCUUCAGUUUCCUCUUCUUCAACGUCAUAUACUGGUCUGUCUACUUGUAGGGAGGGAAGGUGUGUGUGUGUUAAUAUCUGAGAAUGUCAGUGGGUAUUCCCAUUUUUUAUAUUAACAUAAUUUACUACUUUAUCUUGACCUGUAAUCCUUGACCUCUAACCCCUGACCCCUUGCCCAUGAACCCCAAUCCUACAUUUAAGAGUCUGGUUUCCCCGACUCGGAUAAGGCCCAGUCCUGGACUGCUCUCUCAAUAGAUAAAGUCCAUUGGACAUAAUCCAAGAAAAGGCUUCAUCUGUGUCCAGGGAACCAACAUGUAGAAGUGAUCUUAGAUUAGAACUCAUCCUAUACGGCUUGGCUUUCUCAAUGUAGUAACCGGCCAGAGACAGACAGACAGACAGACAGACAGGCAGACACGCAGACAGGCAGACACACAGACAGACAGGCAAACAGGCAAACAGGCAGACAGGCAGACAGACAGACAG
Molecule: messenger RNA, 2322 nt
Organism: Oncorhynchus mykiss (rainbow trout)
Lineage: Eukaryota; Metazoa; Chordata; Actinopteri; Salmoniformes; Salmonidae
Source: RefSeq, a predicted model, not a curated record